Manis javanica (Malayan pangolin) is the source of this 1951-nucleotide messenger RNA. RefSeq names its product nicolin 1, tubulin polyglutamylase complex subunit (gene NICN1). Lineage: Eukaryota; Metazoa; Chordata; Mammalia; Pholidota; Manidae. The record is from RefSeq and is a predicted model, not a curated record. Gene Ontology annotation, cellular component: nucleoplasm.
CGCUGGGCGUCGCGGGAGUUGUGGUUCCGGGGCUCGGCCGCGGCGCCGGGAGGUGCCGGGACCCGCGGCUGCAGGCGCCAGCCCUCGUUGCGGCCGCUGGCACCAUGUCCCGAGUGUUGGUGCCCUGCCACGUGAAAGGCACCGUGGCCCUGCAGGUGGGCGACGUGCGGACCUCCCAGGGCCGGCCUGGCGUGCUGGUCCUCGAUGUCACCUUCCCCAGCGUCGCGCCCUUCGAGUUGCAGGAGAUCAUGUUUAAGAAUUACUACACAGCCUUUUUGAGCAUCCGUGUUCGCCAGCACAGCUCCAUGCAUACCCCGGCCAAAUGGGUGACCUGCCUGCGGGACUACCGCCUGAUGCCCGACCCGCACAGGGAGGAGGGGGCCCAGGAGCACGUGUCGCUGUUCAAGCACCAGAUGCUGUGUGACAUGGCCAGAGUACAGGAGCUGCGCCUGAUUCUGCGGCAGCCAUCGCCACUGUGGCUGUCUUUCACAGUGGAGGAACUCCAGAUUUACCAGCAGGGACCCAAGAGCCCCUCCGUGACCUUCCCCCAGUGGCUUUCCCACCCAGCGCCUUGUGAGCAGCCUGCUCGCCUUGAGGGUCUCCCAGACCCCAACAGGGUAUCCUCCGAGGUGCAGCAGAUGUGGGCGCUGACGGAGAUGAUCCGGGCCAGCCACACCUCCACGAGGAUCGGCCGCUUUGAUGUGGAUGGCUGUUACGACCUGAACUUGCUCUCCUACACCUGAGCCAUGGCUGGUAGAAGGAAGUUGGCCUUCGGUGCCCACCCAGGCCUUGUUUGGGCCACCAGAGGCCGAAGUGCUUUCCCUGUGCAUUCCGAGUAUUGUCUGCUUGCCCAUUCUGUCUGGGCCACAUUCACAGAUUCAGGAUUCUUGGGGGCUCACAGUGUUGCUUCAGCAUGAGAUCCCAGCUGGGGUGCAUUCUGUCCUUACUCUGACUGCCAGUCCGAAACCACUUCUUUUCCUACCCUAAAGACACUCCAAUUCUACUGAGAGUCCCGGGUGCCCUCUGCGCCUCCUGCCAAUGAGCAUACUCCUCUGUCUUCUGCUUGCCCUCCUGCCUCCCUGGGUGCAGUGGGCUGAGUGACCCGGGGACUGGCUUUAUCUGGCCUUGGAAGGCUGCAGCACCUGGGCACUCACACUUUGGAGGCGCGAGGUGGGUAGCAGGAGCCCCAGUUCUUCUGCGCCCCCUAGUGGUCUUUCCCUUAGCUUUAUGCCCGCUGAAAGAAGUUCCCUCCCUCCAAACUCUUCCGCUGCCUGCCUAGGGAGCAGAGCUGUGAAUUGGGGCAGCCGCGGUCCCUUGGUCCCUGGGGUGGCCCCUGGAUGGUGUCCAGAUGGUGUGUUCGGCCGGCCUGGGCAGGUGCCUCUGCUGAGGCCAGGGCUUAGAAUGAGUCCUGUGACCUGUUUGUCAUCUGACAGCCCAGAGCAGACCUUCCUCCCUUGUCCCAGCCAGCCCCCUUCCAGGUCGUGUUCAGUGUGACGGGGGCUCACCCUGGCAGGAGCCGGUCCAGGGCAGGAGUCUGGCUGGCGUCUUGUCCUCUGUGGCCCAGGCCAGUCGCUCUAUAAGGCAGGUUGUUCUUCCUUCUGAGAGAAUCCUGCUUUUUGUUUUCUCGGGGCUUUGUCCCUGGGGGCUCUUACGAGGCGGUACUGCAACUUGUGUCAGACCUGGUAUCUGUGUGGCUCAGUGGCUUUGUAGGGGAAGGUCAGCACCUGCUUCUGUCUCACCUUGUCAGAGCUCUCGCACGUGCUGUCUCUGCCUGCUGGGUCACUUACCUAGCUCCAUUCAGCCUUUGCUAAAAGGGUAUUGACCACAGUCAUGUGCUCAGGGAGUGGGCAACCCCUGGGGUAGCAGGGACCACGCUUCAUUCAUGGCUGUGUCCCCAGCACUCAGCUGAGGGCCUCGUGUGCAGCAAGAUCAAUAAAACUUGUGAAAUGCA